Suillus bovinus is the source of this 2325-nucleotide messenger RNA. RefSeq lists its product as uncharacterized. Gene Ontology annotation, biological process: intracellular calcium ion homeostasis; calcium ion transmembrane transport. Gene Ontology annotation, molecular function: calcium:proton antiporter activity. NCBI's taxonomy places the organism in Eukaryota, Fungi, Basidiomycota, Agaricomycetes, Boletales, Suillaceae. Bases 132 to 2060 code for a protein of 642 amino acids. Gene Ontology annotation, cellular component: fungal-type vacuole membrane. The transcript is spliced from 21 exons. The record is from RefSeq and is a predicted model, not a curated record.
AAGAUGCCGUCUUCCAAACUCAUACUUACAUAUACAAGUAAAUUGUCGCGAGAGAUUUCUAGUGACGCCAUCUCCCUCCUUUCCUUCACGCUCACGCGCGAAAUUCGCGUCCAAGCUGCACCUCGCUCGCCAUGUCUUCCAGUGAACCCUCACCGGGAUCCACUACAUUAGACAUCCUGCGGGCUUACAGUCAUCCUCCUUCACCUUCAUCUCCGGGCGCGACGGAACCCACUAAUAGACCAACAGAGAUUAACUUGUCCCUCCAGGACCCAGGUUCUAGAUAUUCAAGUAUGUCAUGCAGUCCAACGUCAAUUAUAUUUCCUGGGGACAACUUGAAUGGCUCGCCCAGCGAGACCAACGCAUCACCCUUUCGAUGGAAUCUACCCUCCCCCGUGGAACUUUCAGUGGGCGUGCCACUGCCUGGUGGGAAUGAACAGGAAUCGGAACCAACAGCACACAUCUGGCAGGGUUGGAAAGUCGUUCUAUUUGGCUCAUGGUUUAACCUUUUAUUGUUGCUGAUUCCUGUUUCUUGGACGCUGAGCUUCGUGCUCGAGAAGCACCACAAGGUUAUAUUCAUCUUCAGCAUCCUGUCCAUGAUCCCUCUUGUAAAGCUUCACGAUCUUUCAACUCGUGAACUGGCCCUUCGUAUCGGAGGCACCAAGGCUGGUUUACUUAAUGCGAGUAUGAGUAAUACUGUCGAGAUGGUCAUCGCGAUUACCGCCCUCAGGAAGUGUGAACUAAGGGUCGUACAAUCUUCGCUCAUUGGCUCGAUUUUGAGCAAGUUACUCCUUGUCCUAGGAAUGUGCUUCUUUGCAGGCGGGCUUCGCUUCUCUGAACAAGGAUUCGGCCAGACUGCUACACAGAUACAUUCAUCACUUUUAAGUAUCAGCGUUGGUGCUCUGCUCCUCCCUGCUGCGUAUCACUUUGCAAUCAGUGGCGGAAAGGAUUCUGGCUCCUUUGAGCAGAAGGAUGAUAUUCUGAAGAUGAGCUAUGGGGUUUCAAUCAUACUCAUGUUUAUUUAUGUUGCAUAUCUUCUCUUCCAGUUCUGGUCCCACAAGCAUCUCUAUCAAGAUUCAAAACUUAAGAGCGACAAGCUAUCGGUCAAGAUUCCAGUUCAUUCACGUUAUCUAACCGACAUGCUCUCUGCAUCCACAGCUUUGCACGACAAACCUGGUUGCAUGCAUGAUGGUCGGAGUUCGGUUUCGACUCUUCGACGUGUUUCCGCGCUGCCCAGAUUUCCUUAUAGGAACUCGCAGUUGAAUUCUUCCUCUGAGAUCACGCUGACAGGGAGCAAAGAUCAUCUUCCGGAAACGACUAAGCAGGAGGUUGUACAGGACUCUACUCAUCGAUUGGCUGAGAGACUGUCACAGCAAACUACGCAAAAUGAACACGAUCAUGUAGAUGGCAGCACUGUUGCCUCCUUAAAUCCGCCCUGGAGUACAUCACCAAUGGAAUCCGCCGUUGAUACCGAUCCUAUCCGAUGCGCUUCACCGGAGCCUAUGAGUACCUCUGAACAUGCUAAUCUACACAGGUCGCCAUCAGCAGUGGAUAGUUUCAGAGAGCCGCAGCUGAGCUGGAUGGUUACCCUUUUACUAUUGACAUUAGUCACUAUUACGGUGACCAUCACUGCUGAAGAUCUUGUGGAAUCCAUGGACGGAAUCGAAACAACGAUCAGCAAGCAAUGGGUCGGUCUUGUCUUGCUUCCUGCAGUCAGCUCUAUCGCAGAAUGCGUUACUGCAGUCAAUACUUCUGUGAAGGACCAGCUGAAUCUGAGCGUGAGCAUUGCUGUCGGGUCGUCUAUACAAACCACUCUCUUGGUUAUUCCGCUCAUGAUUACCCUUGGAUGGAUCAUAGGCAGGCCACUGGCUUUACUAUUCGACCCGUUUGAGUCUGUGGUUCUCUACGUUUCAGUGCAAACCAUGAGUCUCGUGGUUGCGGAUGGCAAAUCAAACUGGUUAGAGGGUGUCAUCUUAAUCUGUUUAUACGUCAUCAUAGCCGUUUCUUUCUGGUUCUACCCUACUGCUUCGAGUCUCCCGAGCGAACUUGCUGUCUGCGUGUAACGACAAUCGGUCUUUAGAACAAUUUCUAUCUCGCGUCCCAGGACCAUAUUUUCCCUGUAGAGUAGAAUGCCCAGUCCACUCAUUCAAGUAUGGGUGUUGUCCUUCGUUUCAUCUUCACGUUCUUUACGGAUUUAUCAUUCAUUUACUUUACAUCCUACUUCACACACCUUGUAUGGCAUGAACUAUUUUUGACAGUAGAACAUCUAAUCGAUGUACUUUAUUUACUACUUGACACAAUAUUAUGUGGUUGCCUUGUUGUAUACCA